Messenger RNA from Stegastes partitus (bicolor damselfish), 1554 nucleotides. It is a transcript of the gene bcl2l16, whose product is annotated as BCL2 like 16. The transcript is spliced from 3 exons. Gene Ontology annotation, molecular function: BH domain binding. The coding region runs from base 172 to 783 and encodes 203 amino acids. The record is from RefSeq and is a predicted model, not a curated record. Gene Ontology annotation, cellular component: mitochondrial outer membrane. Gene Ontology annotation, biological process: extrinsic apoptotic signaling pathway in absence of ligand; regulation of apoptotic process; intrinsic apoptotic signaling pathway in response to DNA damage. NCBI's taxonomy places the organism in Eukaryota, Metazoa, Chordata, Actinopteri, Pomacentridae.
CAGACACACACUCCUCUGGACCACAACACUCCUUUACCUGCUCCCUGUUUUUGUACAUCUAGUGUGUGUGUACCCUCGUACCACUUGUCUUUCUUACUAAAGAUGAGCUGUUAUCUCUGGCCCGAUGAGACUACAGCUCGGUGAUUAGUGAAGUAGCAGUCAGAGGCACCCAUGUGUCAACUGGAGGUGCCAGAGGCCAGACUGGGCCUGAACAGUCCUGACCCGCUGGUAAGAGAGGCUUUUCUGAUGGCCCAUGACUACAUAGACUAUGUAACCAGAGGGGGUGCUGAUGGCACCAUGGGUCCUGCCCCUACACCCUGCACAGCAGCCCUGCGCCACGCCGGCGAUGAGCUCCUCACGCGCUUUCCCAUCUUCUUCAGACGCUGGCCUCGCGUCUUUCAAGAUGUGACAGAGAACACUGCCUGUCCCAUGCUCAUGAGCAUCCUGGAUGAGCACUUCUUUCCCCCCGUCCCUGCGGGACGACGCAGGGACCUGGCCUGGAGUGCAGUGCUGUCAGUGUAUGUGCUGGCUGGCCAGAUGGCUCUGCACUGCCAUGAGAGGGGCAUGUUGGUGGUCCUGCCCCAGCUGAAGGAAUGUGUGGGGGCCUAUGUGGACAGGGUCAUCUGCCCUGAGAUACGAGACAGGGGAGGAUGGAGUGGUUUUGUAUCACGCUUUGGACAGAAGCAGGACUUGGAAGGCCAGUUGAAGAAAGCCUGUUGGUGGACACUGCUGGCACUGGCCAUAGGCAUCCUCACCUACUUCUUGUUGAAAAGAAUGGCUUAGUCAAUACUGCCACCUAGUGACUACAGGCAGAAACUCUGCAAGAGUGGGCUGCCAUAGGAAAAAUGCUGGAAUAGAGUCGACCUCUAUAGAAACUGUACAUCAGUAUUGCUCACGUAUCACAUACAACUUGUAAUUCACAUCUGUUCUGGAGGUCAGAUGUACAAACUUGUGAUGUAUUUAAGCCAUUCCAGGUCACAUGCUGGUGAAAACCGAAAGCUAACAAUGUUGUUUGUGCAGCAGUAUGUGAACUUUGAUCAGGUAUUAUAAAUUAAUCUUUGCCAUUGUAAGCUGCGCACCAAGGUUACAUGUAGUCAGUGGAAAGUACCUAGUAGAUCAGGCUUAAGCGCACUAAACUUUAUGGUUCAUUGAAGCUUUUGAGGUGCUCAGUUUGCUGUAUAUGGCCCUAUAGGCACAUCAGGUUUAACAGUUGUCAUUUUGAACUUAUUCAAGAGGACUACACAAGAAAUGCUAUGUUAAGCAGGAUACUUCUGCAGCAUUUAUUCCAAGCAAUGACUCUUUCAGUAGAAGUGUUGUUACAGCUACACUUUAUGUACAGUGUAGUAGAGCACUCAAAAUUAUACCACUUUACUUAAAACAUGAUUCUAAGUUAAUUUAAGAGGAUAUAAAAUCAUUAAAAACACAACAAACUUCAGUUAUGCUGUGGAACUUUUAUUCAGAACACAGAAAACUUGACGACGAGGGGUUACAAAUGGAAAAACUGAACAGUGGAACUUUGGAAGAACAAUUAAACAAUAAAUUUAGGCCAGGUCA